CACUUGCUUACGUAUCGUCGCUCCUAACAUCAUGACACACAUAUCUCUGUCAAAAUAUAUACAAAUGUACUAACGAUUUUGAAGCGACAAAUCUUUUAUGUCUACUAAAAAGGAUGGCAUUAAAGUAUCCAAGACUCCAACAAUCAAACAGAGCUCAUCCAGACUGGUUACUAAAGUUAGAGAAGAUAGCGCAGAUCGAAAGCAUGUUAAGAAGGUGGAAGACCAGAUUAAAAAAUUGAAGCCACCAACAACUUUGCUCAAACAAAAGAGUGUAGAUGCUAACCGGCCUCAACCAACGAAGUCUAAUUUUAAGCUGAAAAGUGCAAGUGGGACAUCCAGUGAGGAAACCAAGUUGAAAGUAAAACGUAGUGUAGCGGGAGUGUCAAAAACUAGAUUUUUUCCAAAUAGUAAAGCUAUGAUCUCGAACGCGCUGAAGGAUGGUGAUACAGAGGUUGCAAAAAUAAGUGGCUCAAAAGUGAGUGGUAAAGUGGACACCGAGAUGGCGAAAGUAAAAAGCUCAAGCAGAAAGGAAUCAAAUUCAGUUUCUAACAAGAGCAUCUCAAAGAUCAGUAAGUCUGGAAGUAAUAGUCAUACUUCGAACAAAAGAGACGCAAACGAACUAAAAGGAAAGACAAGUAGCACUGCGACAAGAUCAAAAGUUAACAGCACACCUGUUCCCAAACAGAAACAGUCUGAUUCAGAUUGUAGCUCAAUUUCAAGCAGAUAUGAGAUGAAAAGUAUAGCAAAAGUGAAAUCGACAUCUAAAGACACUUCAAGACAAACAUAUUUAGAUUCAAAUAGCGAUAUAAUGUCAGAACGACCAGGUACUGCAACUUUGAGGAAAGGUAGGCUAGUCAACACAAACAUAGUUGGACCAGAGGUUCCUGAGGAAUUAGUACCAAAGUUAGUGAAAGAACAUUCAAUGCUGCUUAAACCAUUUGAGUUUAGAAGUGAGUCUAAGUCUAAAGGAAAGUCAGUAUCCAGGAAAGAAACCAAAGGCUCUAAAACUAAACCAAAUGCCAACGAAAAGAGUCCAAACUCUAGUGCCGGUUCAAGACAUAGCUUAAGAAAUGCCAAUUUAGAAAUUCCAUCAACUUCUAAAACAAAACUAAAAGACAAACCAAGUGAUACCGAAAAUGAACAAAUCGUCACACCAAUGAACUCUGAAGGUAGUCAUAAAUCAGACUCCUCAAAUGAGCGUGAUUACGAAGACGAUUUUAAUUCCUACGAGUCCGAUUUUGAGAAGUACUCUUCCUCUAGCAGUUCUCUCCACGUGCCUGAUAUAUCGGGUGAAGAUACUAGUAGUAUAAGUAGCAGUGAAGGUAACUCUCCCCUGGAGCUCACAUCUGCUACUAAGAGAUUGAGCUCUGCAGGUACUGAUGAAGACAAACAAAUGGAUUCAGGGCACUAUGAUAUGCCAGAUUAUAAACAUAAGCAAAUCCUGGAUAACAUCAAAGAGUUGGUGGAGAAAGAGAACGCUAAUUUGGAUGUUCAGAAAAAUAAUACAGCUUCGCUCUCUGAUGAAGGGUUUGAAGAUCAGAGGUCUCUCCAAUUUAUCAACUUCUUGGAUGCUCAAAAGAAAACUAUACGAAGACGAAGCAUGGAGAUAAGGAAAAAGCGAGGAGAAGAGAUUUUAAGUAUGAUCAAGUUAGAUACCUUCAGUUAUACCCUUUUUGAUUUGACUCCAGUGCCUUACGAAGUGUUCAUAAAGAACUAUGGGAGGACUAAUACAGUGCAGAGUGCAACUCAAACUGGUGAUGAUGAUAUUGAUGAGGAAAUACAAACUGAUAAUAUUAGUGUUGAUAUGAAAUGGACGCAAAUUCCUGUUUGCUUCUCUAAGCUAAGUCUAGACGAGCCCAGCUUUUGGAGAACAUACAAAAACGAAUACCUAGGAGUAGGUAGCGAAUAUACUGUUGAGCCAAAUUUAGUGAAGAAGCCAUGUAACGAGCAUUAUCUGAAUAAGUUCCUGCUCUCUGCUGGAACUUUGAUCACCAAAAUAUUGGAAGAACGAGACUCUGAGAAUAUUAGUAGUCUAAAGAAGAACUCGCGAGAUUUGCCUUUCAGUGAUGGGUAUAUUGCAUUUAACACAACCAAGAGCGCUCUUAGAGGAUCUAGCGUGGACUAUAUUUCUUUCGGCUGUGAUAAUAAUAAAGUUUUUGCGACUGUACAUACUCAAAAGGAUAAGCACAUGUAUGUUAUAGCUAUUUGGAGAGCAUAUUCUGAGGAACCUAAGUUAGUUCUAGAAUCCUAUAGUGCAAUAUCAUCGUGCUUAGUUGACCUUAGCUCCUGUUUUGUAUAUGGUGGACUUUACGAUGGGCAACUACACUAGGAAUAUGUAAUCAUGGCCAUAGUUGUAAGAUAUAAUCCCUUAAAGCUGUCUAGCUAUUGGAUAAUUUGGCACUAAAGUUUAAGCAAUAAUCGUAGUAUGACUAUAUAGUGCUUUGCAAAAGGACCCUUCACCAACAAUUUUUUGAGUGGGGCAAAAAAUUCGGGUGCAAUUUUGAUAUGGAAUACAAGCCCAACCUCAAGAGAUGUACCAAGCCAUAUUCCUGUUUAUGUUACAAGUGUUGGAUUUGGUCACCACACAAAAAUAGUUGCCAUACAACAGUUAUCUGAUUCACCUGCUGGUAAAACGUUCUUAUCUGCCAAUUCAUCAUCAAAAGAGAUCUGUUCACUAGAUGAAGAUGGAGAUAUAAUACUAUGGAGGGUCGUAGUGAAGCAAAGUACGUAUAGUUCCAAGUCACCUGGAGCAGAUUGCAAAGAAGUUGUGCUGGUGAAAAGUACACACGUAUUAUUAAGAAGCAUGUAUCCAGACAUAUCAGAUCUCGUCUGUACUGACUUCGUCUUGGACACAUCGAACAACAACUAUGCUUUUAUUUCGACUAAUUAUGGUUUUAUCAUACAUUAUUUCAUAAAAGGUGGAGGAAAUUCCGUAAGGACAUUUCAGCCUGGAAAUGAUUCAACAGCGAAUUGCCUUGAGGUCUGCCCAUUCUCCUCCGACUUUCUGCUAGCAGGUUUUACAGAUGGCAACAUCAAUCUGUAUUCAAAACUAAUAGGCAAGCCUCUGAUGGUUCUAUCAGAUAAGGAAAGUAGUGUGAACGACAAUAGUAUUCAAUUAAUCCAAUGGUCCAAAACCAGACCUUUUGUGAUCUACGUGAAAGACUCUGCCAACAACAUUCACAUAUGGGAUUUGAAUGAAAGUGAUAUUUUCCCAAUCUAUUCAGUUCCUUUCCAGAAGAAUAUCACUUGUCUGAAGCUGUGUCCUUCCGUUGAGGGAAGUGAGAACAGCAAUGCUUUUCUGGUACUAGCAACAGAUGACGGCUCACUCUACAUGCACCAUUUGAAUACAGAUCAUGGCCAACAACCUAAAUCUACAUAUGAAGAACACGUGAAAACAUUUUUGAAUUACGUCAGCAGAUUGUAGCAUUUUUUACAAAUAUAACUUUUGGACACUGAUAUCUUGUUAGAAUC
This is a messenger RNA of Acanthoscelides obtectus, 3471 nucleotides long. NCBI's taxonomy places the organism in Eukaryota, Metazoa, Arthropoda, Insecta, Coleoptera, Chrysomelidae. The record is from the annotation of a GenBank genome assembly.